Myotis daubentonii (Daubenton's bat) is the source of this 1403-nucleotide messenger RNA. RefSeq names its product destrin. Lineage: Eukaryota; Metazoa; Chordata; Mammalia; Chiroptera; Vespertilionidae. The coding region runs from base 122 to 619 and encodes 165 amino acids. The record is from RefSeq and is a predicted model, not a curated record. The transcript has a single exon.
UCCCCCUGGUAGGCUCGCUCCCUGCGUCGCCACCUCGCUCGUUUGCUCGGCCCCGCUGCUGUGAGGACACUCGGCGCCCGCCGACUCCCUGCCCCGGGUCCCUGCGACCGCCUCGGUGAAGAUGGCCUCAGGAGUGCAAGUUGCUGAUGAAGUAUGUCGCAUUUUUUAUGACAUGAAAGUUAGGAAGUGUUCCACACCAGAAGAAAUCAAGAAAAGAAAGAAGGCUGUCAUUUUUUGUCUCAGUGCAGACAAAAAGUGCAUCAUUGUAGAAGAAGGCAAAGAGAUCUUGGUUGGAGAUGUUGGUGUAACCAUAACUGAUCCUUUCAAGCAUUUUGUGGGAAUGCUCCCAGAGAAAGAUUGUCGCUAUGCUUUGUAUGAUGCAAGCUUUGAAACCAAGGAAUCCAGAAAAGAGGAGCUGAUGUUUUUCUUAUGGGCACCAGAACUAGCACCUCUGAAAAGUAAAAUGAUCUAUGCGAGCUCCAAGGAUGCAAUUAAAAAGAAAUUUCAAGGCAUAAAACACGAAUGUCAAGCAAAUGGGCCAGAAGACCUCAAUCGGGCUUGUAUUGCUGAAAAGCUAGGUGGAUCCUUAAUUGUAGCUUUUGAAGGAUGCCCUGUGUAGAUCAUGGUUCAGUGCCACAAUGAAAAGCUUCCAUGUUUAAUGUUAUCCUCUUGCUAUAUAAGUAAAGCAAAUAUGUUUAGGCCAGGGUCUCACUGAGGGGGAGCUAUCUUGUCAUCUGUUAAACUAAAUAUUCUAUAAACAUGUGCAAACAGCCCUAAAUAAAUCUAAAAUCUAAAGUUCUAUUGGUAUGAAAUUAAAUUCUUAUUGGUCAUUCAUAAUUCUUAAUGCCUGUUUUGAUGAGUUGGCUUGUAAAGAUUUUUGCUAAGCUCCUUUUUAAUAAUGCAGUUCACAAAACAGUGCAUAUAAGAGAACUGUUGUAUCUUUGUUAACUUCAGCAAUUUGUUUCUUUAGCUUAGAGAAUUGGUCAUAACCUGGUUAUAAUUAUUGCCCAAAUUCUUUAUUCUCUCUUGAGUGAAACUGAAUAAUGGAAAAUAAUUCUCACAUGUAAUAACACUAAUAUACUAACUACAAUAAGAUUAAGUCAGGCAGUCUUUUAAUUCUACCAGAUGUGUAAUGAAGACUGUCUCAGAAUUGUGAAUGCUUAUACCAGUAAUCAGCGCUGAUCUUGCAAAGCACUAUUUCAAGCACAUAGUUGGAGUACAGGAAACAACUCCUUGCACCUGUGGUGAGCUCUCCACUUACUAGAUGGGAGACUGUUCUGAGAGUGACCUUGCAUCUAGAGAAUCAUGUGUCCUUAGGAGAAUGUGCAAUAUCUUGUAACAACCAGAAAAGAUGCAAAUUAGCAUUCCAUUGUAAUCCACUUUGUUAAUGAAAAUGAUAAAAA